AACUGGGAGACAGUUUCAUCCAGUUAUGAACGAUUGAGUGUCUCAGUGAGAGAAAAAUGAAAAAUAACGUGAAUAUUUACAUACAAAGUGCAGUGAUUUCAACAAAAAAGUGACAAAAGUCGUUAAAUAAAUUUAACUCCAUCAAAUCAACACUCCACUGUUUUGGUUAACAGUCAAGAGUGUUAAGCACACUAAAGAGGGUAUUGCAAAUAUUUGAGUUGGAUCAAAUGUAUGUGACCAAUAUGCCUCCAAUAUAUGGCCAGCCGAACUUUGAUUUUUCCCAAGAAAAUGAUUAUGAGGAUGUAACCAAUAGAUACGAAGACGAUGGCACGGCAAAUGACCUCACGCACGUUGCGUUCUGGUACAUGAUGGCGCUCAUCAUCCUGCUUUUCACUUGGCUGUUGCUUUUCUUCUGUCUUCGGAUCAUCGCACUCAGGCAAAAGACGCGGAGUACGCAGCAGAGGCGAAUGUAUGCAGGCAACCGGGCGCGGCAGCUAUCGAUGCAGGGCGAGCCCACCAUCUACGUCAGCCCGGCCAACCUGCCGCCACCUCCCAAAUAUGAAGCUAUGGCGCCGCCAAGCUACGACGAGGUCAUGGGCAUCCAGUACCCUGGCUAUCAAUCAGGCCAGCAGCCCAUCACACAGCCCAUCACCCACGCCAUGGCCCAUGGCUCGUCCACAGACAUACCCGGAGUCCACACCGUCAACACCACGAAUACCCCAAGAAGUAAUGAGAUAGCAACCGAUGCGCCCGCGGUCGUUACGGUCUCGAACGAACAGAGAAGGACAUCAAUAGCUGUUAGAGCGUGAUAGCGCUACAGCGGGUUCACACGUUUGCCUCAACCAUUUUCGUAUGCUACCCACACUUUUCAGUAUACGAAAACGGAAUUUUUGGUGCUACCGAAUCGGAGAACUCGAAAAAAGCAUUGUGAACACGUUUUUUGUCAUGAAGUUAAUUCGAUUCGGUAAAACCGGAAUAGUGUGAACGUGCUGUUAUAAUAACGUUAUUUUAAGUCUUCCAAUAGUGUUGAUAACGUUACCUAGUCGUGAACUGCUUUUGUGAUACAUUCCUAAAUACAAUAUUACCGUUACCGUUAUUUGGUAAGCGUUAUACAGCCAUAUUAUUAAUAAAAAUGCACUUUUCUUGUUGAUUGAGAUAAAGUAGAAAAUUCAUAUGUUGUGAACAAUGAGAUCUACGUUAUAAAAAUGUUUAUCGGUGCAUUGAAUACAAAGCAGUAUUUAUUUUUUUACCUCAUAUAAUCCGUCUUUAAAAGGACGCAAGACUGAUUAUUAUGGUUUGGUAAAGAUUGUAUGGUAUUUAAAAAUAACAAUCGAACAAUACGAAGGCGUAUUGAAGUCAGCCACUGGUGGCUACCUGUGUAUAUUUUGUAUAAAGUUAUAGGUAUUCAAUUAUAUUUUAUUAUUUGUUAAGUAAAA
Molecule: messenger RNA, 1436 nt
Organism: Ostrinia nubilalis (European corn borer)
Lineage: Eukaryota; Metazoa; Arthropoda; Insecta; Lepidoptera; Crambidae
Exons: 3
Coding region: 228-809 (193 amino acids)
Source: RefSeq, a predicted model, not a curated record